Messenger RNA from Dreissena polymorpha, 7699 nucleotides. RefSeq lists its product as uncharacterized. Bases 259 to 5187 code for a protein of 1642 amino acids. NCBI's taxonomy places the organism in Eukaryota, Metazoa, Mollusca, Bivalvia, Myida, Dreissenidae. The transcript has 16 exons. The record is from RefSeq and is a predicted model, not a curated record.
UAAUAUCUACACAGCGAGCGAGAGAUAUUGAAAAAUUGAAUAGUGGUUGGAUUUAAAUUGAUCAGGCGUGCAAAAUUCAAAGUGUCAUUACAUAAUUUCUACGGAACAUUAUCAAGAAAUUAAUUAUCUACACAGACAGAUGCAAAGGGUUUUGGGUCAGCGGCAUUAUGCGAAAAAUAAAAUAGUAGCCGCUGUAAUUUCUGUUGUUGCUGAUUAUUUACUAGAAAAACAUAUUUCGAUAGGGAAUUUUCAUAGACCAUGACGAGUCUAGCUGAUGUGUUCACAGAUCAAGAAAGUACAAACUGGCUGAAAGCAUGGCUUGCAGUGGAUAUUACAAAGGCUGGGCUAGAACGUUUUGUUUACGAAGAAAUUCAGACUGUACAUUCUCAAAUAUUCAAUUAUAUUCGUUCAAAACUAAACCUCCCGGCUACUGCAUCAUGCCCAACCCCAGGGAAGUGCAAAACGAGAAGCAACAAACAACCCCGACAUUGCCCGAUAAAACUUUGCGAUGAGGUUCAUGAUGAAAUCAUACAAUACCACAGAUAUGGAAAACCUUCCUGGAAGAAUACAUCAGCCGACCAAUGGGCUUCCAAUCCUUGGCAAAUAGCGAAAUGUUUUAUGCCUCCUGACGGAUAUACCGAUAUAAAUACAGUUCAAGACACAGACUUCAACGGAGUCAUCAGUGUUCUGCUAAACUGCAUCCACUUUGACAACAAAGUUUCGUUCAGUAUUCAACCAUCUGGAUCAAAAGUUUUAUGUUUUCUAACAAAGGCACGUGAAAUCGGCAAAGCUCUCCGUCACUCGUCAAAGUGUAAAAUUACAAUCAAUGACCUCCAUGAUAUCUUUACAACAUUGAAAACAUUACUGAGUGAUCCAAAAUGUCUAGCACAGGAUUCCGAAGCACAAACCGCCAUCAAGAAAUUGACAGAGCUACAAAAUGACAGACUUAAAAUCGCGGACAGAGAUCUUUGUGUGUUGUUCAAAGCUGCAAACGAAGUUUUAAAGACAGCUCAAGAAGUGUCUGAGCGGGCAAGAGAGGAUAUAGAAAUCUACAUUAAACGAUUGAAAAAUAAAGAGGACAACCAGGUCAAAGAAAAAGGUUACAAUCAACGAAAGCAAAGUGAAAUUUACCUAGCAGGUGUUUUCUCAGACCAUGAACGGAAUAAUUGGCUCAAAGCAUUAGUGGCUCAACAAAUUACAAAAGAUGGUUUACAUCAAUUUGUUAAACGAAAUAUUCAAGAUCUCCACAGGAACAUAUAUAAGGAAGUACAUUUGAAGUUGAAUUUUCAAGAGGCGAUUGAAUGUCGGGAUUGUUACACCGCAAAUUUAUUAGAAUGCCCAACACAUAACACAUGUGAAAUAAGUCGCAAAUGCUACUGCUUCAAAAGUAAAUGCCAGUCUAUGCACAACACCAUUUACAAACAACCGCGAACAUGUCCGAAAAAGAUAUGUGACAAAGUUCGCGAUUUAAUAAUACAAAAACACAGAUUUGGAAAUGCCUCUUGGAUGAACACAUUAGCUGAACUGUGGUCAUGUGAUGAUUGGCAAGUUGCUAAGUGCUUUUUACCUGCAGAAGGAUAUCGGGAAAUAAGUUAUUUUCAAGAUGUGGAUUACAAUGGACUAAUCCAUAUUAUGUUAACAUGCCGCCAGUUCGACGACACAAUGUCUUUCAAUAUAUCACCACAACAACCAAGUUCACCCUGCAUUCUUACAAUGGCAUGCGCUAUUGGUAAGGACGUACUUCAUUCUCCCAACUGUAAAGUUAAAGACAUCGACUUCCAGGAAUAUCUCACUACGUUGACCGCCUUACUAUGUGAUCCAAAAUGCCUAGCACAAGAAUUUGCGGCUCUAGAAGCCGCCAAGAAAUUAAAAUUGCUACAAAAUGACAAGCUAUCUUUUUCUGCGGCGGAUAUGAAUUUGUUAAUGCAAUACGUACGGAAUGGGGUAAACAGCAAUAAGCAACUUCACUCAAGUUACAUGAAAGGUAUUCUUAAAGAACUAGAUGAAUACGAGCAGAAUAUUAAAUACCUUCAAGAUGUCAAAGAAUUUACCAGACUUCUAAAGAAACACUACAAUACAACUUUGCUUUACGAUGUUAUUGACAGUUCUGAUAUGGAAAGCCAGAUAAAGUCUAUAAAACAGAUAUAUGCGUCUCAAAAACUUCACAGAAUUCACAAUUUUGAACGGGCUGCCCAGGUGUUUAAAUACAAAGAUAUGUUUUAUACCGACGGCCAGUUUAAUUCUCGAAUAUUCUUAAAGGGUGAGGCAGGAACCGGUAAAUCUACGUUUGCGGUCAAACUGGUUUUGGACUGGUGUAGUGACUCCAUAACUUACCAGGAGACUUCGGAGAAUGAAAUAGAUAUACAAGUGGAUCAUAAGGUCGACCAAGCAGUACCAAACACAAUCAGUAACGGCAAGAACCUACAAGACCCAACUGAAAAUAUCAUCUAUGAUCGGCAACGUCAAAACGAUUUAAUGUUUGAUGAUACAGAAACACUCAUGAACUUUCAGUGCGUAUUUUUGAUCAGAUUGAGGGAUUUUGAUGAUGAAAAAGAAAUAGUCAAUAUGAUUAAGCAACAAAUAAUUGACAAAAUGUAUGCAGAUCAGGAUCGAGAAGUCGCUUGUACACUUCUUCAUGAAAUAAUGGGAAAAGAAGACUGUUUAAUCAUUCAAGACGGUCUUGACGAAUGGACUAAUCGUGACGGGAAAGAUGCUCUUCCUUCAAUCGUAACCUUUCACAACCAGUGUACGGUGUUGACAACGACAAGACCGUGGAAAAUGACCGAUGAAAGAAUUAAAAACAUUGAUAGCACGUUAGAACUCGACGGAUUAAAUGAACCCUACGCGCUAAGUUCAAUCAUAAUUGAGCGUCGUUUUAAGACAGAAUCAUUCGUUCGAAAGGCUGACUUUGUCAAAUAUAUAGAAAACAACGAUAGCCUUAAAGAUUUAUUGCCGUCGCCAAUGUUGCUGAAGCUAAUUGUAAACAUGUGGAUGGACGGAAUAAUGUUGUCAGGAUCUUUGUGUGAAAUAUACAGUAUUCUGCUCGACAAUCUGCUUAAAAAGGUUACUACUUCAAAGGGGUAUUUUCAUUCACCACCUGUUUUCUGUUUUGAAAGAACGAAACAUAUCAAACCAAAUAUUGCAUGUUUUAAUGCCAUUUCAAAAUUGGCAUUUUCCAUGUUGUUUUCAUUUGAAAGAAAAUCUUCCAUUGUCUUCAGCGAUCGAGAAUUAUCAGAAUAUUUGUUAGAUGACCAGAAAUUGUUUGCAUUAAAUGCUGGUAUUUUAUCAGAAAGAAAAGGUAAUACCCUAAGCAAUUUAUGCACAUCCUCAUUUGUACAUAAAAGUGUACAAGAAUUCUUGGCCGCUUAUCACAUUACCAUGAAUGCUGGCGUUAUUGAUGAACAAGUGCGAAAGUAUAUUGAACAAUUUAGCAAUACCGAUUUUAAGCAACUGUAUGUAUUUCUGAUGGGAAUGAACGGGGUACAGUCUGCAAAACUUUGUAAGCUUAUUGAAGCAACUAUUGGAAAAGAUGAUGCAUCACUGAAAAAUGAUUUAGGUCGUGCGACAACAGGUGCCUUCAGGUCACAAUCAUCAGAUGCAGCAUCUGCCAAAGAGCUUCAAUUUCAGAGCCUCAUUAUGGCUGGAAAUAAAGAGGCAGAAGCUGUCAAGCGCAUGGCGACGGACAAACAUGAUCCAUCUAGAUUGGUUCAUUCAGCAAACAAUCACAUUGAGGGAAGGCUAUCGGUUUUCAACAUCAAAACGCAUGGCUGGAGGAAGCAGUAUGUGGUGGUCAGCUGCAGGAAAGUUCUUUUCUACAGUAGGGAGGCCGACAGGCACACGUCUAUACCUAUGCGCGUGCUUGAUAUAGAGAAUCUCACCCACGUCCGGUCAGUAUCCCAAGGAGAUGCCCACGGAGCAGAUGCAACAUUCAUUCCCAGAAUAUUCCAGGUGUUAUAUUCUUCUGAAGGUAAAAACAGAAAUACUGAAGAGAAUCCAGAGGAAAUAAACAGCCUGAUAAAGUCUAAGUCCGAUGUUAUAGACCAUAAGAGUCCCGAGUUUAUAGAGCUCCAUUUCCGAACACCGACGACAUGUGAUUCCUGCAACAAGCCCAUGUGGCACAUCCAUCGACCCAACGUCACGGAGCGCAGACACUGUCACUUCAAGUUGCAUAAAGACGACUUUGACGAAAGGGAAGAGGAGCUUGGUUGUUACUGCACAGUGAAAUUUGAUCAGAACAAACAAGCGAAUGAACUGCUGCUGCUAGCGGAUUCUGCAGAUGAUCAGCAGACCUGGGUGACGCACCUCAGUAAGAAAAUCUCCAAGAAAUGCACUUCCAACCAAGGAACAUUAGGUGCACCCAUCCAGCCUGACCAUGUAAACCAAACAAGUGCUGCAAAUCAAGUCAUCAUAGUUCAGAAACAGACACGGCAUAUAUUUAGAGAUCAUACACGAAUAUCCAAUAUAUCAGGUAUCUGUGAGACAGCUUCUGGUGAACUUGUAAUCACAGGCCGAAGGAAUUGGAGCGUGGAGCUGCUGAAUUCAUCAUACGCGGUUGUUGACAACCUCCAGUUGCCUCAGCAACCAAAAUCCAUGUGCAGCACUGAUGGCAACACAGUGGCAAUUGUUGUGGGUUAUAAUCAAGUUUUCUUUAUCAAAACGACCAAUGCUCAGCUGGUAAAGGACAGGACGCUGGAGCUUCAACAUAACUGCCUGGGUAUUGCUCACCGUCAGGGCACCAUAUAUAUUACAUCAGGUACAGCACUCUACCAGUACACUGUGGAUGGAGAGAUGGCAGGCUAUAUAUAUAUGCAUAGAGGAUUAAGAGCCACAUCCUGUGCAGUCAGUCCAGAUGGAGACAGGAUAUAUUUGGUUGACGUUGAAGGUCAUCAGCUGAUCACACUGUCCAGGAAUGGCACAGUCAUCUCCAUACUAUCGGACUCUAAACUGGUAAGGCGAUACACUGACUUUCCAGGCCUGCAUGUGACAGACUUGGGACAAGUGCUGGUGUGCGGAGGACACAGGUCCGACACAAUCUUCCAAGUGGACAAAGAUGGGAAACAGAUACUGGCAAAGGUGGUCACAGAAAAAGAAACUGGGAAGAUAGUAUCUGUCUGCUACAGCGUACGCACAAACAAACUAAUUGUCGGAACAUUAUACUAUACUAGCUUAAUUGAAUACACAAUUUAGUGACUUAUUUAAAAUGUAAAUGAUUAUAUGGUUCUCGGACACUGUUGGUUUCCGGACAACCUCUGUUUUAUCCAAAAUAACUAUUUUUUGUGACUCCAUUUUUUUCUGACACCCAGGUUUUCCAAAAUAGUUAAUGAAUCUUAUUUUUCGGGCACUUGCAUUUUCAUCAAUCAAUUUGCGUUAAUCCGAUGACACAUCAAACAUGUGUUUUACAACCUGAUAACGAUUUCAAAAAACUAGAAAAAAAAAUGUAGUCACUGUACCCGUUCAACGUUCAAACUGAAACAGUAUUGCUGUUGUUUCCUUCCUUAAAACGUGCCAUUGUCAAUAUACACAUGUACAGUAGAACAUAAUAUAUUAUGACAAGAAAUGAGCUAAGAUGCACAUGCCGUUUUGUGAAACAUGCUAUACAUUAUAAUACAUACAUUAUAUAUAAUGAACAUUUUCUGUCUGGUACCUUACAUAAUGACAACACAGAUAUUUUUUAAGUUUCAAGUUAAUGUCGGUAGAAUCAAAGACAAAUGUAGUAUUUAAUUCAAAACUGUUGAAGUUCAAGAAAAGGACUUUAUUCCACUAAACGCAUAUAUGCAAUUCAUCCCAGUCUUGCCAAAAUCGCCCCAGCAUCCCUCUGAGAUGCAAACAACCACGAAUACCGUGCAGUCUGAGUAGUUAAUCACUUCAUCCAUCUUAGUAACACUAUGGAUUACCAGAACCAAUACAAACACAGACAUUAGAUAACCCAGAGACUGUAGCAGAUAACGUACAUUUCAAGAAUAAACCCCGGAGAUUUUAAGUGGAAUGCUCCCUCAUGUAAGAUGAAUAAAAGGGCGUAUCGACAAAUAAUCAGAAAAUAUAUUAUUUAUAGAAAUUCACAUUUUGAAUAUUAAAUUAAUCUAAUCACGCUACUGCAAUAGCUGAAAUAAUCUAACAUUAAUGUCUUGUAAUUGCUUCAAGUUAAUUACAGUAACAUGAAUAACAGUAAUGUAGUUAUAUUUGCAUGUAUACACUAUUUGACAUAAAUUGUAAAUUUGACUCAAAAUUGUGCAUUAUUAUGCGUAAGUUAGGCCCAGGAACUUCUUAAAAGUAUCCCGGGUACUCUUAAUUGUACUGCAAUGUACCCCGGGUACGGACGAUACGCUUAUAGACAGCCGGUUAUACCCCGGUAUACUUUUACAUAUAUUUCCUAAUCCCGGGUACUUUGUAGUAUACCUAAGAAUUCCCGGGGUUACAAAGUAUCCGGGGUACUUUUAAGAAGUACCUGAGCAGACAAUGACCAAUCAUGGUUGUCUCAAAUGGAUACAAUUUCAAGACCAGCGCCGAGGGUAAUUCUGCAUUAGAAACUAGAAUUGUGUUGUUUACAGUUAAAAUAUGUGUUAAAGUUGGACGUCUACCCUGCUUUCGUUUUAUAUGAUCCCUUAGUUCGUUACUACUAGUUUUGUAUGAAAGGUUAUUACAAAAUUAAUUCCAACUAUCUGUUGUUGCUUGUUUAAUUACUUGUUUGACUCCCAUGCGGUCUUAAUUUGUUCAUAUGUUGAUCCUAUUUUGACGCGGAUGCAUUUUUCUACAUGUUUUACGGUAUUUAAUGGCUGAUUCACAUUCAUGAUUCGACCACAGUCCACAGCAUUUACUUUUUCUUUUUUUGUUGUUGUUUGCAAUAUGACUUAAGUGCUGUGUCAAGUUUGUAUAUGUAAGAUUAUAAGUUGAUAUGAACACUAUGAGACCUUUCCAACGCAACACUUUUCAAACUUGAAUAUCUAAGUAAUGAGUUAAGAUUUUUAUUUAAAACUGCGCAUGUGAUCAUUUGACUAAAUUCUGUGCAAGAUAACGAUACAAUCAUUCAUUCGUGACGCUUUUGCACGUGGGGUAGGUGUGGUUUCAUCUUUUUGCACGUGAAAAUAGUGAAACGCGAUAUGAUUUUUUUUUGUCAAUUUCAUUUUAGGUGGGUUGAUACACCAGGUAAACAUGAAAUUUAUUUAAAAAUCAAUAUGUCUCGUUUACAAUUUCAGGAGCGCAACCGCGCAAUCGGCAUGUUGCAGGCUACCUUCCCCACUUGCUGAAGCAUCUGAUCGUCACGGAUGAAUGAUUUUAUCGUAUGCUUGCACAUACUGUAGUCAAAUGAUCACAUAUACAAUUUUAAAUCAAAGUAGUUACUCACAACUGAGCUAUUUAAGUUUGAAAAAUGCUGCGUUCGAAAAGUCACCAAGUGUAGUACAACGUUGUAUAAUUCCAAUUUAAUUUCAAUUUUAUCAUUCUCGGUGGGUUUUUACACCAGAAAAACAAAACAUUAAUUAGAAAAACAAUAUGGCUCGUAUGAAUAUUCAUGAGCGCAUUGUUGCAAGCCAUGUAGCAAGCCGGUCGGUCAUUAAGACAUGUAAGUUAAUGCGUUUUACUUUUCAAAUUAUUAUUUUACGAUGUAUGAUUUUGAGAAUUUUGCUUUUUCAGUGAUUUUUUAAUUUGUAGUGUUUGAUAUUUUAAUGUUGAUCAAUUUCAAUUAAAUUUAUAUGAAGUAUAA